This is a messenger RNA of Thamnophis sirtalis, 3834 nucleotides long. The record is from RefSeq and is a predicted model, not a curated record. Lineage: Eukaryota; Metazoa; Chordata; Lepidosauria; Squamata; Natricidae.
UGGUGGGAUUUUGUUCUGAGUUUUAAAAAAAAAUACUUUAUUUUUUGGGCCUUCCCUCCUGAUCUUCCUUCUUUUCCUCUGCUUCAGACAAUCCAUCAUCUGAAAAACCUGAGGAAGGGCCAGCGGAGAUCUUCGGUGCUUAUCACUCACGCGGAAGACCUACCCAACCAGCUGGGAGUCCAUGAAGUGCAACGACACAUCUCUCACCAUGCUAACGCACUCUGCCAUUUCCACAUAGCUGCGAGCAUUAACCCCAACACUGAUAUUCCGGCUGCUUUGGUGAAAACCGCUUUUAAUUUCGACGAAGGCAGCGAAGGCUUUGUGGUUCAUUGGCUAAACAAUAAGGAGUUCCACUUUACGUCGUCCACGGAAAUAUUCAUGCAGCACUUACGAGAACUGGCAGAUCAGGAGAUGAGAGAGGCGGAGGAAGAUGCGUUUCAAAGAGAAGCCGUAGAGAAAGAGAGAGGCUUGCGCAUGAAACUUGAUCAUGAGCUGUCCCUCGACAGAGAAUCUGAAACGGGCACCGGCUCCUCAGAUCACGACGAUGGAGAAAAGGAGGGAAGUCCCAAAAUUCUUUCUCCAGCUGCUUCCCCGGUUCCACUUCCUACUAUCUUGCUUGACAAGAAGAUUGAACUUCUGCUUAAAGAAUGGAACCAAAACCCAGACAUGCUCUUCACCAUUCAUCCCGUCGAUGGGACCUUUCUGGUGUGGCACGUGAAACAUCUCGAUGAGUACAACCCAGGGAUCUUUCGACAAGUUCAGGUUUCCUUUUCUUCUCAGAUUCCCGUGGCCUUCCCAUCAGGCGACGCCAGCUCCCUCAGUAAACACAUCAUGAUGUACGCCUGCCCAACCUUCUUAAAUGAAAGCAGCAGUGUCCCCGCAUGGAAAAGAACUAGCAUUUCAGGCAGCCUGUCUGGAUGCAGACCCAGCAGGUUCCAGGAUCAGUCGAGCGGAAACUUGUCCACUCCCACCGUCAUGAUGAUCUCCAAGCACAUCGACGGCUCUUUAAACCAGUGGGCCGUUUCUUUCGCGGAUAAAUCCGCCUUUACCACGGUCCACACCGUAACUCACAAGUUUCGGUACUGUGGCCAUCGGUUCCACCUCAAUGAUCUGGCUUGCCACUCAGUGCUACCGCUGCUGCUGACCUCGUCCCACCACAACGCACUUCUGACUCCCGAGGUUGAUGCCCCCUGGGAUUUGGAAGGAGCAAAUAAAUCAGCGGAUUCCUUGGGCCCCACUUUGAGGACCCCAGCCAAGCAGCACCUGCAAAAUGCAGCCACCCGUACGUUCUACAACCCGGAUGCGAUCUACAGUGAGCUGAUCCUUUGGCGAGUGGAUCCCAUUGGGCCUCUGUCCUACACAGGAGGAGUAUCGGAACUGGCGCGCAUUAAUUCUCUCCAUACUUCUGCUUUCUCGAACGUGGCCUGGCUGCCAACUCUCAUCCCUAGCUACUGUCUGGGGACGUACUGCAAUUCAGCCAGCGCCUGCUUCGUGGCGUCCGACGGGAAGAGCUUGAGGCUGUAUCAAGCUGUGGUCGAUGCUCGGAAGCUUCUCGAUGAACUCAGUGACCCCGGCGCUUCGAAACUGAUUGGAGAAGUGUUUAACAUUGUAAGCCAGCAGUCAACAGCUCGGCCUGGAUGUAUUAUUGAGCUGGAUGUCAUAACCGACCAGUGUGGGUCCAACACACAAUUACUUCAUGUCUUUCAAGAGGACUUCAUUUUGGGCUACAAGCCGCAGAAGGAAGAGGUGGAGCGGAAGGAAACGGAGAUAUUUUUCCAACCUUCUAAAGGCUACCGGCCCCCACCCUUCUCCGAAAAGUUCUAUCUAAUUGUAAUUGAGAAGAACACCAAUGGCUGCUCAAUUCUUCACAUGUGGCACUUGCACCUUAAGUCUGUCCAAGCAUGUUUAGGAUCAUCUGCUGAGGUUCAUUCGUUGGGGCAGCAGCUAACUGUUCCUGGGCAGCCGAUGGCCGAUUCUUCACCGGAAACCACAGCUGGCACAAUGCCGAUGCUGCGUUCUUCGUCGGUGGCUAAUCUUCAGACGGCUAGUAAACUUAUACUGAGUUCCAGCCUAGUUUACAGUUACCCCUUGGAUCUGCCACCUGGGGUGGAGGUUGUACGAGCUACGCCUUCUGCAGGGCAUCUGAGUUCCUCCUCCAUCUAUCCUGUCUGUCUGGCCCCGUAUUUGUUGGUGACGUCCUGUUCGGACAAUAAAGUCCGAUUCUGGAGAUGUUCCCUGGAAACUACAGAAAACGGCCAAGGGGGAACCAAAGAAACCUAUUCCUGGAAGAAAUGGCCUUUGAUGAACGAUGAGCAAGAAGACGCCACCAGCACCGUUUGCAUCGUGGGGAGACCAGUCGCCGUUAGCUGCUCUUACACUGGCCGCUUGGCGGUAGCCUAUAAGCAACCCAUCCAGCCGAGCGGCGUCGCUUCCAAAGAAUUCUCUAUGCACGUGUGUAUCUUUGAGUGUGAGUCUACCGGUGGUUCGGAAUGGGUUGUGGAACAGACCAUCCAUCUGGAUGACCUCCUUAAAGUCGGGAGCGUCCUGGAUCCCAGGGUCAGCGUAGACAGCAACUUGUUUGUCUACAGUAAAUCUGAAAUCUUUUUGAAUAAGGACCGAUCCCUUAUCCCGAACAUCAAGCACCUGGUCCACUUAGACUGGGUUUCCAAGGAAGAUGGUUCCCAUAUCCUUACGGUCGGGGUCGGCGCAAAUAUAUUCAUGUACGGACGCAUCUCGGGAGUUGUGACGGAACAAACCAGCAGCAAAGAUGGCGUGGCGGUCAUUACUUUACCGCUCGGCGGGAGCAUCAAGCAAGGCAUCAAGUCCAGAUGGAUACUUCUGAGAUCCAUUGAUUUGGUGUCUUCGGUGGAUGGCACUCCUUCCCUGCCCGUUUCCCUUUCUUGGGUGCGAGAUGGUAUCCUGGUGGUGGGAAUGGACUGUGAAAUGCACGUCUAUGCCCAGUGGAAGCAUGUCCUAAAAUCUGGGAAUGCAGAAAGCAACGGUUUCCCCCUUGAUGACUCCCCCGUGACGGACCCGUUGAAGGCUAGCUCGCUCGCCAAAAAAGCCAGCAUCAUUGACGGAGCGGGCGUGAUGGAUGACAUCUUCGGUACCCCCACCGUCAUUCAAGACGGUGGGCUGUUCGAAGCCGCUUUCGUCCUUUCGCCAACUCUGCCCCAGUAUCAUCCCACCCAGCUUCUGGAGCUGAUGGACUUGGGGAAAGUCCGCAGAGCGAAAGCUAUCCUCUCCCACCUCGUCAAAUGCAUCGCAGGCGAAGUUGCUAUCGUGAAAGACCUGGAAGCGGCUGAUGGGGGCUCCAAGCGCCAUCUCUCCCGCACGAUCAGCGUGAGUGGCAGUACGGCAAAGGAUGCCGUCACCACUGGGAAGGAAGGCACGCGGGAUUACACCGAGAUUGAUUCCAUCCCGCCGCUACCGUUGUAUGCCUUGCUGUCAGCCGACCAAGACUCCACCUACAAAACGGAGGAAGCCCCUAAACAAAUCAAAGAUCUGAGAGAUCGUAGGAAGAGGAAGGCUGAGGAUCAAUACUCCGAUCUUUUCCAAGUCCAGCAGGUCACCACCGAUGACUUCAUCGAUUUCGAGCCAGAGAGAAGAGAACAUAAAUCCAAAGUGAUUAACCUCUCCCAGUAUGGACCAACGUACUUUGGCCAAGAGCACGCCAGUGUCCUGUCAAGCCACUUAAUGCACUCAAGUUUGCCCGGACUGACUCGACUGGAGCAAAUGUUCUUGGUAGCCCUAGCAGACACUGUGGCCACCACGAGUACUGAGCUGGAUGAAAACCGAGACAAGCACUACUCAGGUAAUAGCAAUAGCACUUAG